Messenger RNA from Rhagoletis zephyria (snowberry fruit fly), 1506 nucleotides. The record is from RefSeq and is a predicted model, not a curated record. NCBI's taxonomy places the organism in Eukaryota, Metazoa, Arthropoda, Insecta, Diptera, Tephritidae.
AUGCUGAUGGAUGACAUGGGCUGGGGCGACCUGGGCUUGAAUGGUGAUCCCAGUCGGGAGACGGUGCGACUCGAUCAGAUGGCUCGAGAGGGCAUGUUGCUGACAGACUUCUACGCCGCCAGUCCGCUUUGUUCGCCCUCGAGGGCGUCGCUGUUGACCGGUCGUCUGCCAAUUCGAAAUGGCUUCUACACGACCAAUGUCAAAGCGAGGAACUCAUAUGUGCCUCAGGAGAUGCUCGGUGGCAUUGCCACCUCGGAGAUUCUCAUUUCAGAGCUGUUAGCUUGGGCCGGCUACCGCAACAAGAUCAUCGGCAAGUGGCACCUAGGGCACAGUCGACCUGAGUACCAUCCAGUGGCUCGCGGCUUUCACGAGUACUUCGGCACACCGAACGUCCACUUUGGCCCGUACGAUGACGUGAAAACGCCCAAUGUUCCGGUCUUUCGCGACCAGCGCAUGGUGGGGCGCCUCUUUGAGUCAAAGGAGUUCGCCAUUGACCGGCGUCGUCAGCUGUCCAAUCUGACGCAGCUCUACACUGAGGAGGCGAUUGACUUUAUCCGCAGACAGUCCGCUUCCAGGUCCUGUCAGCCGUUCUUCCUCUACUGGACGCCGGACUCACUGCACGCGCCCACUUUCCGCUCGGCCGCCUUUGCGGGCAGCAGCAGCAAGGCCAGCUCAUACGGGGACGCCCUCGUCGAGGUGGACCACUCGGUGGGGCGUAUUAUGGACGUGAUACGAGGUGACCCUCGCCUGGCGCAGAACACCCUCGUCUUCUUCACCAGCGACAAUGGCGCCGCUCUGGUCAGCAAGACCGACGCCGGCAGCAAUGGGCCGCUGCUCUGUGGCAAGCAGACCACAUUUGAGGGCGGUUUCAGGGAGCCGGCAAUUGCUUGGUGGCCAAGUCGCAUUGCGCCCGACACUCGCACCGCUCAGGUGGCCUCGCAGAUGGACCUCUUUCGGACAAUAGUCAACUUGGCGGGGCUGGAGAUGCCUCUCAAUCGAACCUACGACUCAAAUGACCUCGGGCCGGUGCUCUUUGCCAAUAGAAGUGAGAGUGGCGAAGGGGCACAGCUCAACUCGUCAAUGUUCUUCUACCGAGGAGACACGCUGAUGGCAGUUCGAAAUGGUCCCUACAAGGCGCACUACUGGACGUUCACCAAUCCAAUCGAGGAGUUCCGUCGUGGCAUCGACUACUGUCCGGGCAGUGCAGUGGCUAACGUCACCACACACCGACUGACGCCCCACCAAAAGGCGCCCGUGCUUUUUCACCUGGUUCGCGACCCCGGCGAGCGGUACCCGAUUCCCCGAUGGACGGCAGAGUACAAGUGGGCAAAGAGGCAGCUGGACGCUAUCGCAGAGCAGCACCAGGCGGAGAUGCAGCCGGGCGUGCCAGUGCUGAACAUCUGCGACCGAGCGGCGAUGAACUGGGCACCGGAAGGUUGCGAGCAACUUAAGAUGUGUCUGCCGAAGCCCAUUUCAGCGCCGUAUCACUGCGACUGGCCCCAUUAG